CUGCUUGCCGCUGUUUCUGACAGAUCGCAAUUUUUCCUCUUUACUGGGCGGUCGCUGGCUGUCAGAUUUCGAAGAAGUGACGGCAGUCCUUUGGUGGGCAAAGUUAGCCGCAGCAAGACCGGCAAAACGGUGACCGAGUUUCUAGGCAUUCCGUACGCGGAACCUCCGGUCGGCGAGCUUCGCUUCCGCCUGCCAAGACCGAAAUCUCCUUGGAAGUUGCCUUUGAACGUCACUAGAUACUCCAAGUCUUGUCUGCAGACUCCGGACAGCUAUUUCAAGGGAUUCAGCGGCGCCGAGAUGUGGAAUCCGAAUACGCCGCUCGACGAAGACUGCCUUUACUUAAACGUAUGGGUACCUGGAAGACUUGAUGCCAAGCGCAAACUACCGGUGAUGGUGUGGAUUUACGGAGGAGGAUUUUGGUCAGGAACGUCGUCGUUAGACGUGUACGACGGUAAGAUUCUGGCCUCAGAGGAAAACGUCAUCCUCGUGUCGAUGAACUAUCGCGUUAGUGUGUUUGGAUUUCUGUACGUAGGCCUACAAGAGGCCCCUGGUAAUGCCGGUCUACUCGAUCAACUGGAGGCAGUAAAGUGGGUACAGCGAAACAUCCGGACGUUCGGUGGAGACCCUGAUCUUAUCACUGGAUCUGCCACUUCGCCAUGGGGCAUGGAAACGCAACAGACAUUGCUCGAGCGGGCACUGCUAAUUUCCGAGGCCUGCAACUGUAGCGUGACGAUUCGGGAUCCUAACCCGGAUUUCGCCGCUCUGGUUCGCUGCCUGAAGCAGGUUCCUGCCGAGAAGCUACUCGAGAACGAAUGGGUGACGUAUGAAUUUCUCGACUUCCCGUGGACACCGGUCGUCGACCACUACUUUCUGAUGGAGGACCCACGGUCCAUGCUGCAGGCAGGCAACUUCAAGAGAACCGAGCUGCUGGUCGGCAGCAACAUGGACGAAAGCGUCUACUUCAUCGUCUACUACGUUGACAAGAUCUUCAAGAAAGAUGACUUCUUCACAAAAGAAGAGUUCCUGACGUCGAAUGAACUGUUCGAGCAGGCGGCGUUCAUGCUGUUGCCACACAAGCUGCGGAAGAAUCCGAUCGCCUACCGCUGGGCCCUGGACAAGAUGCUUGGCGACUACUACUUUACCUGCCAUGCGAACGAAUUUGCCAAAAGCUACUAUCAGCAUGGCAGCCAGGUCUACUACUACUACUUCACGCACCGAUCCAGCCAGCAGACAUGGCCGAAAUGGAUGGGAGUGCUGCACGGCUAUGAGAUCAACUUCCUGUACGGCGAACCCCUGAACACCGUUGAUUACUCGUACACCGAGUCCGAAAAGCAGUUGUCACGCCGCUUCAUGCGCUACUGGGCGAAUUUCGGCCGUAAAGGAGACGUUUGCUGUCAAGAUGGUUCAUUGACCAUCCUUCCCACUCCCUACCCCCAUUUAGGUUAUUAA
Molecule: messenger RNA, 1449 nt
Organism: Soboliphyme baturini
Lineage: Eukaryota; Metazoa; Nematoda; Enoplea; Dioctophymatida; Soboliphymatidae
Source: the annotation of a GenBank genome assembly